Molecule: messenger RNA, 1119 nt
Organism: Oenanthe melanoleuca
Lineage: Eukaryota; Metazoa; Chordata; Aves; Passeriformes; Muscicapidae
Gene: EIF4EBP2
Product: eukaryotic translation initiation factor 4E binding protein 2
Exons: 3
Coding region: 60-407 (115 amino acids)
Biological process (GO): negative regulation of translational initiation
Cellular component (GO): cytoplasm
Molecular function (GO): eukaryotic initiation factor 4E binding
Source: RefSeq, a predicted model, not a curated record
GCGGGGCCGCUCCGCCCGCGCCGCUCGGCGGGGACAAAGCGCGGCGCCGAGCGGGGGCCAUGUCGUCCGCAGGCGGCCGCCAGCCCAGCCAGAGCCGGGCCAUCCCCACCCGCACCGUCACCCUCAGCGACGCCGCGCAGCUCCCCGCCGACUACUGCACCACCCCCGGCGGGACGCUCUUCUCCACCACGCCGGGAGGCACCCGGAUCAUCUACGACCGCAAGUUCCUGCUGGACCGCCGCAACUCCCCCAUGGCCAAGACCCCGCCUUGUCACCUCCCCAAUAUUCCCGGCGUCACCAGCCCCGGCGAGCCCGGCGAGGAGCCCAAAGCGGACGCCAACAGCUUGAACCACCAGGAGAACAAGCCAUCCAUGGGGGACGAUGCUCAGUUCGAGAUGGAUAUCUGAGCGGGAACCACGGAGAGGCAGCGACUCCCCAGCCCUGUGCACCCCCCGUUCGGCUCAGCAGGAUCCGUCCCGGCGAGGUGGAGGUGGCAGAGGUCCCCACCAGCGUCCCCUCCCCGCCCUUCUCCUCCCCCUCUUUUUUGGGGGGAGUGCAGCUCUGUCUUCUCCCCCUUUGCCGGUGACUGGUCCCAGCGUGUGCCAGACGGAGCAUCCCUUCUGGAUCUGGCCCUGUUCCUCCUCUUCCGCCUGCCAGCAGCCUGAUCUCCACCAGGCUUCUUUUUAAAACAUCCCUUUGCCUCCUCUGCUGCCUCGUGCCCCCCUCAAAUUUCCCCUCUUGUUACCCAAACCUCCCAUUGCCAGCAGCUUCGGGUUCUGGAGCUGUGUCGUCCCCUUUGCCCCCUUCUCCCGGAAAAUUUGGGCAGGAGGAGAGGGAAACAUCACUGCUAAAAUCAUGCACCUGCUUGCACCCUGGGGAGGGUAUUUUUCGAGUUUUCCCUGGGAUGUGCUGGCAUUCAGCAAAGGACAACACUGGGAGCCUGUUCCCUUCGGCGCUCCAGGGGUCCGAUGUAGUCCCUGGUGGAAUCAGCCAGCGUGUCCACAUCUCUCCAACCCGGAUUUCUUCCAUCUUGGCCCUCCAGCCAGGGGCUGUGUCCCCCACCCGCCAGCCAGGACUCACAGCAAUGUAGCCAUAUAUUAUAAAAUCUCCUUGCUUUUA